Molecule: messenger RNA, 1524 nt
Organism: Elephantulus edwardii (Cape elephant shrew)
Lineage: Eukaryota; Metazoa; Chordata; Mammalia; Macroscelidea; Macroscelididae
Gene: ZNF212
Product: zinc finger protein 212
Exons: 5
Coding region: 1-1524 (507 amino acids)
Biological process (GO): regulation of DNA-templated transcription
Source: RefSeq, a predicted model, not a curated record
AUGGUUCCUGUCUGCCCCAUGUCCUCACUGUGCUUAGAAGAGGCAGUGUCAGCGCACAAGAGAAAACGUCGCUCCACACCUCUGAGUUCUUCGACACUUCCUUCACCAGAAAUAGAAGACAGCUCCUAUCUGCAGACUACAGAAAUCUCCCUGUGGACUGUAGUGGCUGCUGUCCAGGCUGUGGAGAAGAAGAUGGAGUCGCAGGCUGUCCGACUGCAGACCCUGGAGGGGCGUGCAGGGACGGCUGAGAAGAAGCUGGCCGAUUGUGAGAAGAUGGCUGUGGAGUUCGGCAACCAGCUGGAGGGCAAGUGGGCCGUGCUGGGGACGCUGCUGCAGGAGUACGGGCUGCUGCAGCGGCGGCUGGAGAACAUGGAGAACCUGCUCCGCAACAGGAACUUCUGGGUCCUGCGGCUGCCCCCGGGCAGCAAGGGCGAGGUGCCCAAGGUGUCCGGCUCGUUAGAGGAUGAUGGGAUCUGUCUCUCAGAGCAGGAGUGGGAGAACCUUGAAGACUGGCAGAGGGAGGUGUACCACAAUGUGAUGAAGAGCAACUAUGAGACUCUAGUCUCUCUGAAGGUUCUUGGCCAGCCUGAAGGAGAAGCAGAGCUGGGUACAGAGAUGCUAGGUGGCUUGGAGGAGGAAGGUCCUGGCAGUGCCCACCCAGCAGACAGAGUCGUGAUCAAACAGGAGGUGCAGUAUGAGCAGGAAGGCUUAGACGAUGUUUCUGGAGAGAUCCCAGGCACAGCAGAAGAGCAGACACUCUUGCAUCCGGAGCAGGCAGCCUUCUGGGAUGGUCAGGACAGCUCUGCCUUUGUGGAGUCAAGCCCAGCGGGCUUGGACCCAGAGGAUCCUGCUGAGACCGGUAGAGAUGCCAGCAGUGGCCGAAUUCUGGGGGGCCGCCGGAAGCAAACGUCCAGUAGGCGGGUGCACAUGGGUCAGGAAGCAGGUCUGGGCCUACAACUGCAGAGGGAUUUGGCCAGUCCCUUGGGGUGCUUGGAGUGUGGGGUCACCUUCCGCAGCAAACAGCAGCUGUCUGUGCACCAGAGGACCCACUCGGAAUGGAUGUCUCACACAGACCCAGAACCUGGAGAGAACCUGCGGUCCCGGCCUCGGCUCAAACCCCAGGCCAGGAAGGGCCGGCUACACCAGUGUGCUGUGUGUCUGAAGAGCUUCAGUUGCCAGGUGAGCCUGACCACCCACCAGCGCUGCCACCUGCAGGAGGGACCUGUAGCUGGCCCACACGCCCAGGAGAGAUUCUCGCCCAACAGCCUGGUAGCCCUGCCUGGCCACAUCCCCUGGAGGAAGAGCCGGAGUGCUCUCAUCUGUGGCUACUGUGGCAAGAGCUUCAGCCACCCGUCUGACCUUGUGCGGCACCAGCGCAUUCACACGGGUGAGCGGCCCUACCGCUGCCCUGAGUGUGACAAGAGCUUUGUGCAGAAGCAGCAUCUCUUGCAGCACCAGAAGACCCACCAGCGCAAGCGCAGCGGGCCAAACCUUGAGCCCGGGAGGCCCCAGGGCCUGCUCUAA